Molecule: messenger RNA, 1980 nt
Organism: Durio zibethinus
Lineage: Eukaryota; Viridiplantae; Streptophyta; Magnoliopsida; Malvales; Malvaceae
Source: RefSeq, a predicted model, not a curated record
AUCUGUUUUAAUGGUAGCAAAAUUUAACUUUUAUGAAGUUGCUCUCAAUCAUUUAAUAGGAAAAAUGAAAAAAAAAUAAAAUCAAAAGAGAGACAGCUAGAUUCCCUUCGGUCGUUCGGUAACCGAGUGCCUGCGGGAACUCCUCUCAAGUCGUAAACCCUAAACUGAAACAAACUUUUCACUUCCCAAAACCUCGUACAAACCAAACCACAAACGCAAAAUCUCUUACUAUUUAUCUAUCUUCUGAAUAAACAUUGAGGCCAAACAUACCUGUUAACCCAACAGAGGAAGCAACAAAAAUGAAGAUUUUGAGUAGGAAACUGCUGCACCAAUUAUCCUUCAAACAAGCUAUUAGUCGCCAUACAUAUUCUACUAAGAAAAUCUCAGAUUUUGGACAACCAACUCCGUCAUCUCAUCCUCAGUUAAUGAUGGAAGGGGAAAUUACACCUGGUAUAAGUACUGAGGAAUACAUCUCUAGACGAAAAAGAUUGUUGGAACUUCUCCCAGAAAAAAGCUUGGCCAUCAUUGCUGCUGCCCCUGUAAAGAUGAUGACUGAUGUUGUGCCUUAUACAUUUCGACAAGAUGCAGAUUACCUAUAUCUUACUGGUUGCCAACAACCUGGUGGAGUGGCAUUAUUAGGUCAUGAGUGUGGUUUAUGCAUGUUCAUGCCAGAAGCAAAGGCCCGUGAUAUUGUUUGGCAAGGACAAAUAGCUGGAGUUGAUGCAGCACUGGAGAUUUUCAAGGCUGAAAAAGCAUAUCCAAUGAGCAAAUUAGAUAAGAUCCUUCCAGAUAUGAUAAAAAGAUCUUCCAGAUUGUUCCACAAUAAGUUGACAGCCACACUGACCUACUCAGAUUUGGAGACCUUUCAAAAGGCAGCUCAUCUUGGGAAAGUGAGUGACCUAUCCAUUUUAACCCAUGAGCUACGUUGGGUAAAAUCUCCUGCUGAACUUAAGUUAAUGAAAGAAUCUGCAUCAAUUGCUUGCCAGGCUCUUUUGCAGACAAUGUUGCAUUCAAAAACAUGUCCUCAUGAGGGCAUGCUAUCAGCACAGGUUGAAUAUGAAUGCAGAAUGAGAGGUGCUCAGAGAAUGGCAUUUAACCCUGUGGUUGGUGGUGGGCCUAAUGGUAGUGUCAUACAUUAUUCUCGAAAUGAUCAGAAAAUUGAAGAUGGGGAUCUUGUUUUGAUGGAUAUGGGAUGUGAGCUGCAUGGUUAUUGCAGUGAUCUUACUCGCACUUGGCCACCCUGUGGAAGCUUUUCUUCUGUACAAGAGGAGCUUUAUGAUCUCAUACUACAAACAAACAAGGAAUGUAUGAGGCUUUGCAAACCUGGUUCUAGCAUCCGUCAAAUACACAACUAUUCGGUUGAACUGCUCUGCAAAGGACUGAAGGAAAUUGGGAUUAUGAAAGGGGAUGACUUUAGAUUGUAUCACCAAUUGAACCCAACUUCUAUAGGUCACUAUCUAGGAAUGGAUGUCCAUGAUAGUUCCAUGAUCAGCUAUGACCGUCCUUUGAAGCCAGGAGUAGUGAUAACCAUUGAGCCAGGAAUCUAUAUCCCAUCUAGUUUUGAUAGUUCAGAGAGGUUUGCUAUGGUUUGUGUCAUUGGGUGCUAUAGUGGUCAUAAGCAAGAUGAACCGAGGGCUUGUUGAGUGCAUAUAGUUAAUGAGGUUUUCGUUGACUUUGUCCCUUCAAUCUAACACUGCACAUCUGUGACUGAGUAAUCAGUAGAUGAUAAAUAUUGCUUCACGGUUUAAGAAGCUAUUUUUCAUUUACAGCUUGGAAAGAGUAAUAUUUGGGUUUAUAUAUAAUUUUGAAAAUUUACUAUCAUGAUAGAAAGUCCUUGUUUAUAUAUGAGGACAUCAGAUUGAAAAUGUCAGACUCUUUGCAUUUUGAAGUUUUUACCAUGGUAAGGAGUCCUUAGUAAGAUGUGUCCUAAGUAGAUUAAAAAGAUCAGACUCUUGGUGCUAGUUACUUGAUGAGGAUGUA